AUAGCAAAUUUCAUGACUCUAGUCUCUCUCUAUAUAUAAGUUUCUCCAUUUAACUCCAUAAACCAUCUCUCUAUAUCUUUAUCUCAGCAAAAACCUCUCGCCAAUGGAUCCUCAUCCGAUCAUCACUUCCGCCUCCACCGUAUUACGGUGGCCAUCAACUCGCCGGAAGGUCUCCCUCCGCCGGCGUAAGCCACAAGUCGUACGCCUAGGCCGGAAAAACAGUACGCCACGUGGUAGGUUCACGCUCAAGAGGAUGGUGACAAGGAUGAGGUUCAAGUGGCUGAGACUGUAUUAUGUGAGGCUCGUGAAGAAUAUCAAAGGGUAUUAUUGUAAUUUGGUGAAGGAGUUUGCUGACGCCGGAGCCUCCACCAUUCAGCAGCGGAUGACGAUGGAAACGGCAGCUUUUGCCGCUCCUGGCUUAGGCCUCUCUUUCUAUCCCAUGUCAAACCAAGAUCGACCUCGUUUUUUUCUUGUGUAGCUAACUUGACCAGUUUCGAAUUAUUUACCUUUUGUAAUUUCUUUUUUGUUUGUUUUGGUUAUAAAAUGUCUCAUUAUGCUACU
Messenger RNA from Eutrema salsugineum, 561 nucleotides. RefSeq lists its product as uncharacterized. Lineage: Eukaryota; Viridiplantae; Streptophyta; Magnoliopsida; Brassicales; Brassicaceae. The record is from RefSeq and is a predicted model, not a curated record. The transcript has a single exon. Bases 104 to 478 code for a protein of 124 amino acids.